This is a messenger RNA of Phodopus roborovskii (desert hamster), 1295 nucleotides long. It is a transcript of the gene Selenof, whose product is annotated as selenoprotein F. Gene Ontology annotation, molecular function: oxidoreductase activity. The transcript has 5 exons. The record is from RefSeq and is a predicted model, not a curated record. Gene Ontology annotation, cellular component: endoplasmic reticulum lumen. Lineage: Eukaryota; Metazoa; Chordata; Mammalia; Rodentia; Cricetidae.
CUGGCGGCAGGUCUCGCAUCAGGCAUCGCAGUGGACGUCCCCGGGACACGGGGUCCUCGGGCGCCUGAAGAUUGACGGGGGAGCGCAGGGAUGGCGGCCGCGCAGGGAGGCUGGCUGCGGCCCGCUGUAGGGCUGCGCUUGCUGCUGGCGACGGCGUUUCAAGCGGUGUCUGCUCUUGGGGCUGAGUUCUCAUCAGAGGCAUGCAGAGAGUUGGGCUUCUCCAGCAACUUGCUCUGCAGCUCCUGUGAUCUCCUCGGACAGUUCAACCUGCUUCAGCUGGACCCUGUCUGCAGAGGGUGCUGUCAGGAGGAAGCACAGCUGGAAUCCAGAAAGCUAUAUGCAGGAGCUAUCCUUGAAGUCUGUGGAUGAAAAUUGGGGAGGUUCCCUCAAGUCCAAGCUUUUGUCAGAAGCGAUAAGCCCAAACUGUUCAGGGGUCUACAGAUCAAGUAUGUUCGCGGUUCAGACCCUGUCCUAAAGCUGUUGGACGACAAUGGGAACAUUGCAGAAGAGCUGAGCAUCCUCAAGUGGAACACGGACAGUGUGGAAGAAUUUCUCAGCGAGAAGUUGGAACGCAUAUAAAUCUUGCUUCCUUGUUCUUUUCAUACUUAACAGAAAGGCUAUCACAGCACCUAGAGAAUAGUUUAGUUUUGCACGCUUACAUUGGUCGGUCUUUUUAUGUACAUCAUUAAUGUUCUGUUUAGAAGUUGACAUAGCAACACAGUCCAUAGUAUGUAAGGAUCUGGCAAGCUUAACAAACCCAUUUCUUAGAAGUUUCUGCUCUCCACUUGUUGAUAUCAUUAAUGACGUGCUUUGUAAGCGGCUUCUGGUUAAUUAUGCAAAUACUAGCUUGUGAUAAUUGGUCCAGUUUUAUAAACAACAGAAUCUUCAAUAAGGGAAGUUAGUAAAGGAGACGCCUCCUUUGCUGUGUGCUCCUUUGAAAGUAACUGACAGAAAACUACAAAAUAGUAAGAUAGAGUGGACCUCAGCAACGAGCCCACUCCUCAGAGCCCCUCAGAUCUUUUGUAUUGCCCAGCUUUCUUUUUAGUGGAAGCUUUUGUGCCACGUAAAAUUUUUGUAGCCUUAUUAUUAUGGGACAGAUUGAAAAUCUACAGUAAGAGUGUAAACUCAUAAAGGUUUGCAUUAAUGAGGAUUACACAGAAAACCUUUGUUAAGGAUUUGUGUAGAUCUGAUAAUUGGCAGAUUUUUAUGUUUUUAAAUAUAUUCUUACAGAAGAGUUCCAUUUAAGAAUGUUCAUUUGUAGGACCAAAAUAUAAAUAAAAAUUUUCAAAAAUGUU